This is a messenger RNA of Neoarthrinium moseri, 1827 nucleotides long. RefSeq lists its product as uncharacterized. Gene Ontology annotation, biological process: positive regulation of transcription by RNA polymerase II. The coding region runs from base 1 to 1827 and encodes 608 amino acids. Gene Ontology annotation, cellular component: nucleus. Lineage: Eukaryota; Fungi; Ascomycota; Sordariomycetes; Amphisphaeriales; Apiosporaceae. The transcript is spliced from 6 exons. Gene Ontology annotation, molecular function: zinc ion binding; DNA-binding transcription factor activity, RNA polymerase II-specific; transcription cis-regulatory region binding. The record is from RefSeq and is a predicted model, not a curated record.
AUGUUUUGCCGUAGCCCGGCCAGUCGCUUCAAGUUUCCAAGGUCGUCAAACCCUCUGUACCCGCUCCGGAGAAUGGCUUCGCAGCCGGCCAAGAGGGUCCGCACCGGCUGUCUGAAGUGCCGGGUCCGACGGAGAAAAUGUGACGAGGGAAAGCCUCGCUGUCAGCGAUGUAUAUCCGGUGGCUUCGAUUGUCAAUACGGCACGAGGCUGUCGUUCCUGGACAAAAAUGCAUUCACAGUUAACGAGCCAGCACCGCCCGUGAAGGAGAACGCUGCCGCUCCCAGCUACCGGAAGGUGCAAUUUGUGGAUGAACCUUCGAACAAGGAUUCGCAUCAGGAGCACGAUGCUUCGGAUCCAGCCGGCCAGCAGUCCUCACUACCAAGCCGUGGUGAAUCAUCUGUGCCCAAGGCGGCCAUUGAGACAUCAAAUGGGCGUCGACAUAGUAGCCCUGUAGGCGGCCAUGACCAACUUCACGAUGAACAGCAGGCACCCACCACUUUUGGCGGCUGGAAUUCUAGCAUACUCAGCUCCCCUGUAACUAGUGGCGGUGAUCAAAUCGCACUUGAUGCUCUUCUUUCACUUGGAAAUGAGCAUGCGACUGCUUUUGUGGAUAGCAACCUCCGUCGCAGUUCCGUCGCAUCCAUACCACUCAUACAGGCCGAAAUCCCGGCCCACAUCGAGGAUAAUUCUGUGAACGCUGGGGGCUCUUCACAUGACAUACCUGUCAAUAUCAACCCACCAGAUCAUGGUAUUCCUGAUAUCCUGACCUUCAGCCUUCUGAAAACGUACCGAUAUGAGUUGGCCCCAUGGCUCGAUAUAUGCGACCUUGGCCAGACGUUUGGCAUGGCUGUUCCUUGCCUAGCCACAGAGUCGGGCCCUGUUCUUCAGAACAUCCUCGCCCUCUCCGCAGCAUUUACGGGUGCAUCUUCGAAAGAUGGUAGAACACACAUCCCCAGUGGCUUGGCGCGCUUCAAUGAAAGCAAUACAGACCCUGAAGAGAGACUUUUGUGCAUGAGUCUCAGCCGAGCUGGGGGUAUUUUCAACGGGGAUUUUGGCCUGAACGACGGUCUGGAUAUACACAACAUACUGAGGACGGCACACCAAGAUAUUGGAUCGACCUUGGCAUCCCCCGUCCCAGUUGCUUCUUAUUAUGUCCUUAUUAGACUAGUUGUGAGCAGAGGAUUGAUGCAUGAAACGCCGGUCCCGAUCCCUGUGCGUAUGCCUGGAGUACUGCCCUCCCACUGGCAUCGGACCGAGCUCGCCAAGCAAGUCUUCCAGUGUGCACAUGCGCCGCUCAUCCUUUGCAUCCGCGUCAUGAAUUUCUGCUGGGGCGAGACCUCAGAUCGGCUAGGUCCUUCUGGCGAUAUGGUCAGGAAUUGGAGGUCUCUUGUAGACGACUUGAACACCUGGUUCACCAAUCGCCCUCAAGAGUUUAUGUCCAUGGUCGAAAUCGACAACGCCGACGACGGCUUCCCUGUCAUUCUCUUUACAAGCGGCGCGGCUGUGUUUGGGAACCAACUAUACCACACCGCCAUGUUUCUCUUAUUACGGCACAAGCCAAGAACAGUCAUCCUGCCCAGUAGACAUCGGUCAUCCACCAUGUCAACACUCUGGCAUGCUCGACGUAUAUGUGGGAUAGCUCUGAAUAAUGAUCGUCGAGAGUGUUGGGACACGAGCCUGGUCGCAUCCCUGCUUGUGUCAGCUAGAACCAUGACACAUGAGGCGCAACACCGCGCUCUACUUGCUGGGAUAGACAAGGUGGAAAACUUGACAGCCUGGAAAUUGGAUUCUGUUCGCAAUAUACUGAAAAUGGAAUGGGGGGUAUGA